This is a messenger RNA of Suillus paluster, 657 nucleotides long. RefSeq lists its product as uncharacterized. The transcript has a single exon. The record is from RefSeq and is a predicted model, not a curated record. Bases 35 to 646 code for a protein of 203 amino acids. Lineage: Eukaryota; Fungi; Basidiomycota; Agaricomycetes; Boletales; Suillaceae.
CACAUUUUAAAGCACCCGUGGGAAAAUUCUCAUCAUGGCUUCUGCAGUUACCACAAAGUUUCAAACCGCUUUACCUUUUGCGCUUCUUUCAAUUUCACCCAGUCUUUCUGCCCUUCAUGCUUCUCGAGCCCGUUCUCUAUACCCAGGAGAAUUUGACUCUUCAUCCGCGACGUAUUGUCUGCGAUGCGGUUCAUAUUUAUUGGCCGCCGAUGGUUCCCUAGAGCUCCGUCGACCGAGAAGAAGGAGAAAGGUUGCUGACAAGAAAUCAAACGCUCUCAAGAUUACCUGCCAUCGUUGCGGCUUUAUUUCCUAUUCAUCGAUUGAUAGGAGAGAGGCAUCCAGACAGUUGCCCAAGUCAGAGCCUACCACAGGAGAUAAAAUAUUACCACCAUCGCCGAUCCCUUCAGAGUCCAUUUUAGAUCGCAAACAAGAGAAUGAACGGAUCACAUCUUCGUCACGUUCUUCCGUGUCAGUUGGUUCAUCCCCUAUGGCACACCCCACACGAGGAAGCACUCCCGUUCUGCCCAAAAAGAAGACGAUAUUGCAGGAGAUGUUGGCUCGCAAUCGAGAGAAGGAGGCUGUAAGGACAAAAUCUCAGCAAAAGCCAUCACAAAAUGGCCUUGCGUCGUUUUUGAGUUCCUUAUAAGUAUAAAAAGG